Drosophila subpulchrella is the source of this 1424-nucleotide messenger RNA. Its product is annotated as parafibromin. The record is from RefSeq and is a predicted model, not a curated record. Gene Ontology annotation, molecular function: RNA polymerase II complex binding. The transcript has 2 exons. The coding region runs from base 85 to 1233 and encodes 382 amino acids. Gene Ontology annotation, cellular component: Cdc73/Paf1 complex. Gene Ontology annotation, biological process: transcription elongation by RNA polymerase II; positive regulation of transcription elongation by RNA polymerase II. NCBI's taxonomy places the organism in Eukaryota, Metazoa, Arthropoda, Insecta, Diptera, Drosophilidae.
CGUCAGAUUGAGUUGAAGCUUAAAAAAUUCUUCUUUUCUUCCAUCUACCAGUAUUGGUGUCUAAAAGAAGAAAACCGAUCUGAAAUGGACUUGAGUUCGAAGACCCUAUCCCAAACAAUGACCGUGGAGGCCAUAGCGGCUAUCAAGGCCAAGCGCAUGGCCAUGAAAAUGGAUCUCGAUGUCGAGGGUAAGCGGAUAAGAACGCUGCAGCGGGAGCAGGAUCGCCAGGAGCACGAGGAGCAGGCGGAGUUCUGCAAGCUGACUAUGAAGCGGGAAAGGCAGCAAUACACUCGCGAGGAGCAACUGCUGGGCGAGAAGGAGCUGCCUGGAGUCCUGAAGAUCGUGUCCCUCGUCUACGACUUCACGCGUCGUCGCUUGCUGUCCAAGCCGGAGGACUCGCCGAAAGAAGAACCCGCAGCUCCUCCGCCGCUUGAAGGGCUGCGAGAGGUGCCGGAGGUGCCGGAGGUGCCGGUGGUGCCACCCGAACUGGAAACAAUCAAACCGCCGCCCAUGUCCAAGUACAACCGCUAUGGUCAGGAGAGAUUCCUCAGGGGCGAGGAGGAGUUUGGCAUCAACCCGGGGGGAAGCAAUUGGGAAAAGGUCGCAUCAUUGGGCUUGAAUCCAGACGGUGGGAAGACCGAGUCUGUGAAAAUAAAUACGGAAAAGGGAAAACUGGAGAUGGCCAAGAACGCCAGCAAGAAGCCCCGUAAAGAUAAGCGGUUAUCCCGUAUGCCCAUCAUCGUGGUUCCGGAUGCUCUGACCAGCCCGGUCACCGUUCACAAUGCCAAGCAGCUUCUUCAGGAGUUGCGCUACGUGUCCGUGGAACAAGCCCGUCAGACCCUGGUCCCUGGCCAGCUCCUCGACGAGGUCACCAUCGAGCACCGCUUUCAGGGCGAACUGGUGAGCUACAGGGUCAUCGACAACGUGACCCGGCUGACCCCAGAGGAGUGGAGCCGGGUGGCCGCCGUGUUCGCCAUGGGACCCCACUGGCAGUUCAAGGGCUGGCCGCAGGGCGGGGACCCCGCCCUCAUCUUCCACCGCGUGUGCGCCUUCCACCUGCACUUCAGGGGCACGUCGGUGAGCAAGGAGCUGGCAAACUUGCAGGUGCACCUGCUCGCCCUCUCGCAGCACGAGCGGCACUUGGACUGCGGCAUCCUGACGGAGUUCUGGAACAAACUGGACCACCACAUGGCCGUCCAUCCCCGUCAGUUUGCGUUCAUCAAGCAGAAGUAGGGUGCUCACUUUCCCCUUGGGCCGCAGAUAUGCGAUAAGCAGGGAAUCAAUAAAUGAAAUUGAAUAAGCCAGAACAAAGGACGAAGGACAAAGACCAAAAGCACACACACAAGGGGCGGUGCUGCGAUAAUAAAAAGCGAACGGGCGCAUCAGAAAAAUAUAUCACGUUUGUAUAAAAAUCAUAUAAAAAC